Messenger RNA from Beauveria bassiana ARSEF 2860, 1710 nucleotides. RefSeq names its product steroid monooxygenase (CpmA), putative. The coding region runs from base 1 to 1710 and encodes 569 amino acids. Lineage: Eukaryota; Fungi; Ascomycota; Sordariomycetes; Hypocreales; Cordycipitaceae. The record is from RefSeq and is a predicted model, not a curated record. The transcript has 4 exons. Gene Ontology annotation, molecular function: flavin adenine dinucleotide binding; N,N-dimethylaniline monooxygenase activity; NADP binding.
AUGGCCAAGUCUGGUGAAGCACAUUCGACCUACAAAGGCCUCAGGACGGAGCUCACUGGCUAUGCAACGGCGACAUCCGAAACUACGUGGCCGUAUUCCAAAAACCUCGAAGUCGACGCUCUAGUCAUUGGUGCAGGAUUUUCUGGCGUAUUCAUGCUCAAGACUCUGCGUGAUGCUGGUCUGAAAACCGUGAUAUUUGAGGCAGGCAACGACAUUGGCGGAACUUGGCGCUGGAACUGCUAUCCUGGUGCUGGUGUCGACUCUGAAGCACCCGUCUAUGAGUUCUCUUGGCCUGAGGUCUACAACAGCUGGAACUGGACCUCCAACUAUCCCGAAUAUCGUGAGCUUCGCCGCUACUUUGAUCAUGUUGAUGCGGUAGUAGGUAUCAAAAAGGACUGUUCUUUUAACACUGUGGUUGUUGGGGCUCAGUUCGACAUUGAGAAGGGCAAGUGGUCCAUUGAGACGGCUGAUGGCCGCACAACAAUUGCCAAGUACUUGGUGGUAGCUACGGGGUUUGCUGCCAAGCGAUAUGUUCCUGCUUGGCCCGGUAUUGAAAAGUUCAAGGGCGUCAUACACCACUCAUCCUUUUGGCCGGAGGAGGGGACGAUCGACGUUGACGGAAAACGCUGUGCAAUUGUUGGUACAGGAGCGUCUGGUGUACAAAUGACGCAAGAGUUGGGUCCCCGGGCUGGCAGCCUCAAAGUUUUCCAGCGCACGCCGAAUCUCUGUCUACCCAUGCGAAAGAGAGACAUUACGGCAGCGGAACAGGAGGGCAAGAAAUCUCAGUAUGAAGAACUAUUCAAAAAACGUGAGCAAACGUUUGGUGGCUUCUUCUACGGCUUUCGAGAUUGCAAUACCCUAGACGACACAGCAGAGGAGCGAGAGGCAUGGUACAGCAAGCUUUGGACAGAGGGUGGUUUCCGGUACUGGCUGGGCAAUUACAAGGACCUUUUCCUCGACGCGGAAGCCAACAAGGAGGCAUACAACUUUUGGGCAAAAAAGACUCGUGAGAGAAUUACCGAUCCAGCUACACGGGACCUCCUUGCACCACUGGACAUGCCUCACUACUUUGGCAUCAAACGUCCUUGCCUCGAGAACACUUACUACGAGCAGUUCAACCGCGACUCGGUUUCCGUGGUUGACGUCAACAAGAAUCCCAUUCGGGAAUUCACUGAAACAGGGAUUGCGCUUGAAGAUGGAACUCAUCACGAAUUCGACGUGAUUGCUCUUGCGACAGGUUUUGACAUUGUCACUGGCGCAAUGACACAGCUUGGUCUGAGAAACAUUGAUGGUGUCGAGUUAGAAAAGGAGUGGGCGCCUGGCGCGAGCACCUAUCUCGGCUUGACUGUGAGGGGGUAUCCAAACAUGUUUUACUUGUAUGGCGCGCAAGCCCCAACUCUCCUCUGCAACGGGCCGACAUCAACGGAGCUACAAGGUAGAUGGAUCACCGAGACCAUUCUCAAGAUGGAGUCAUCUGGCAUCAAGUACAUCAACGCCAAGGCUGAGGCAACCGAGGCGUGGAAGAAGCAUGUUGUGGACCUUUGCAACAAAUCGCUUCUACCUACCACGAGGUCGACAUAUAUGGGUGGAAGUAUACCUGACAAGGUAUAUGAGCCUGUUUGCUUUACUGGUGGUACCAACGUCUACGCUGCCGAAAUUAGCAAGGCGCAAGACGAUAUGGAGAGCGGUUUUGAGGUUGUAAGGGCCUAA